Bubalus bubalis (water buffalo) is the source of this 3327-nucleotide messenger RNA. It is a transcript of the gene MAGT1, whose product is annotated as magnesium transporter 1. The transcript is spliced from 10 exons. Bases 87 to 1094 code for a protein of 335 amino acids. NCBI's taxonomy places the organism in Eukaryota, Metazoa, Chordata, Mammalia, Artiodactyla, Bovidae. The record is from RefSeq and is a predicted model, not a curated record. Gene Ontology annotation, cellular component: oligosaccharyltransferase complex.
GGGCUGGUUUGCCUUUUCUCACGCCCAACCAACCCUCAGACCCAGCCCUAGGAAAGUUUCCCUUCUAGGCGGGAGAGAAGGCGAACAUGGCAGCGCGUUGGUGGCGUUGGUGUGUCUGUGCAAUCAUGGCGGUGGCACUGCUGCUCGUUUUCGGGGUUCCCUCAGCCUCUGCCCAGAGAAAGAAGGAGAUGGUGUUGUCUGAAAAGGUUAGUCAACUGAUGGAAUGGACCAAUAAAAGGCCUGUAAUAAGAAUGAAUGGAGACAAGUUCCGUCGCCUUGUUAAAGCCCCACCGAGAAACUACUCCGUUAUUGUCAUGUUCACUGCUCUCCAACUUCAUAGACAAUGUGUCGUGUGCAAGCAAGCUGAUGAAGAAUUCCAGAUCCUUGCAAACUCCUGGCGAUACUCCAGUGCAUUUACCAACAGGAUAUUUUUUGCUAUGGUGGAUUUUGAUGAAGGCUCUGAUGUAUUUCAGAUGCUAAACAUGAAUUCAGCUCCAACUUUCAUCAACUUUCCUGCAAAAGGGAAGCCCAAACGGGGUGAUACAUAUGAGUUGCAGGUGCGUGGAUUUUCAGCUGAGCAGAUUGCCCGGUGGAUUGCUGACAGAACUGAUGUCAAUAUUAGAGUAAUUAGACCCCCAAAUUAUGCUGGUCCCCUUAUGUUGGGAUUGCUUUUGGCUGUUAUUGGUGGACUUGUGUAUCUUCGAAGGAGCAAUAUGGAAUUUCUCUUUAAUAAAACUGGAUGGGCUUUUGCCGCUCUGUGUUUUGUGCUUGCUAUGACAUCUGGUCAAAUGUGGAACCAUAUAAGAGGACCACCAUAUGCUCAUAAGAAUCCCCACACGGGACAUGUGAAUUAUAUCCAUGGAAGCAGCCAAGCUCAAUUUGUAGCUGAAACACACAUUGUUCUUCUGUUCAAUGGUGGGGUUACCUUAGGGAUGGUGCUUUUAUGUGAAGCUGCUACAUCUGACAUGGAUAUCGGAAAGCGAAAGAUAAUGUGUGUGGCUGGUAUUGGACUUGUUGUAUUAUUCUUCAGUUGGAUGCUCUCUAUUUUCAGAUCAAAGUAUCACGGAUAUCCAUAUAGCUUUCUGAUGAGUUAAAAAGGAUUCCGGAAAUAUGUAGACACUGGAGUAAUGGAAAUUGAAAAAUGAAAAAUAUGUGUGUGAAAAGAAGAAUGCAAUUUAUGUAUUUUGGAUUACCUCUUUUUUUUCCACGUGAUUAAAAUAGUUAAUCAUUUAACCAAAGAAGAUGUAUAGUGCCUUAACAAGCAAUUUUCAUGAAGUAUUUGGAUAUAAUUCUUCUCUUAACCUUCCCUUCCCAGUAAACUUUCUGGAACAUUUAAUUUAGUGGAAUUUUAUAAAAAAUUUAAAACUACUACAUUUUAAUUAGAACAAGGUUCAAAACUGUGUUGCUUAACUUUUGGCCAUGUGAUUUUUUUAUCUUAUCCAAAGGUAGUUGGGACUUGUGACCAGGUGUUCUUGCAUAUGCCUGUUACUGAUAACAGCGUCAGGAAUCCAUUCUUAGCUUUUCCAGUGUUGCACGGAUGUGCAUACUUCACACAUCUUUCCUUUUAAGCAGAGAAAUCAUAUAUGCUAUGUGUCUUCUGAAAAUGGAACACCAUUCUUCAGCAUACACAUCUAGACUUUAGAAAAAGAUCACUAGCCAGUCCUCCAUCUUCCCUCCUGAAAUUCUGUGCAGACUUUGUUUCUUGGUAGCUGUAGACAUUAAGAAGUAUUCCUAAAUACAGGAUUAUGAUUUCUUCAUGAGUGUGGUGUUAGCUGCCUAUAUUUGGAACAAUUUCAGGCUCAUUCUGUUUCCCUAAUUUAUUUGAGAUGAAAGUGAAGUUGCUCAGUCAUAUCCGACUCUUUGCGACCCCAUGGACUGUAGCCUACCAGGUUCCACCGUCCAUGGGAUUUUCCAGGCAAGAAUACUGGAGUGGGUUGCCAUUUCCUUCUGCAGGAGAUCUUCCCGACCCAGGGAUUGAACCCAGGUCUCCCGCAUUGUAGGCAGACACUUUACCGUCUGAGCUACCAGGGAAGUCCUUUAUUUAAGAUGGGCCCCUCUCUAAUAAAAAUGUAGCUUAGUAUUAAAAUCAGUGUAAAUUUACAAUUGACCAAAAUGUUUCUGCAACUCAGAGAUUAUCACUUAUUUCAUUUGUACCUAAGAGAAAAAAAUGGAUUUAUCUGGUUAAAUCAAUUUCUGUAUUACAGUGACAACACAUUUUAUUAACCCUUGUAUUUAGGAAAAGGACUCCCCUAGAUUGGGAAAAUAAAAUGAUGAAAUAUUAAGUUGUUGCUUAUGAAUAGAAAGUAAAUUUUUCUUGUAAACUGUUCUGUUUUCUUGCUAUUAUGUUAACCUUUGUCUUCUCACUUUAUGUGGAGAAACAAAGUUAUCAUUUGAAGAAGUUCUGUUUGAAUUUGAUCUUUUUUCUGUCAAUGAAAAUAAGCAUAUGCGCUAACCAAAUUUCUGUGAAGAACGAAAGUUGAUGGUUAUCAGUGGAUAUAGCUAUAAUCUCCUCCAUGGCUGUAAAGAGUAUCCAGAAAUGCCACUAUUAUAGAAAUAUGCAAAUUCCAAUUGUGAAGAAAUUUUAAGAAAUCUUAGAAGUAUUACAUUAAGAUAAUAUUGUGACUGCCUGCUACUAUUUACCAUCUAAUAUACUCUCCCUCAUGGUCUAGAAAUCUUACAUAAUAGACAUUUAAAGAAAGAGAUGAUUAUAGUUGCCUAUGAAGAAAUGUUCUAUGUGGGGCUUUUGGUUUGUUUUUUUUUUUUAAGUAGAUUUGGUGGGUGAGGUGAUAUUUACUCUCUCCUGGAGCCCAUUUUUGUUACUCCACUGUAAAUUGCGUGAUUCUGGAUUCCUUAUCUGCUGUUUUUGUACUUGUCUCAGGCCAAAUAAAUUUACGCUGUGAUUCUUAUGAGACUUGUAUGAAUAUGCCCUGAUUUGUACAGACUAACCAGGGGAAUAUUACUGCCAUGUAACCUAUAGCUCCAGAUAAUUUGCAAUGAGCAUUGAAGAAUGACAGUUCUUUGUAUUUUUUGUGUCUCUCUUAAGAGCACAUUCUUCUUCUUUAAGGAGAGAAGUUGUGUUCUGGCUAAACUCUGUAGAGGGCAGAUUUACUAUACUUAGAAUAGUGUUACUUUUGUGGAAAUGUUGAAAGUAGCUUUUAUCUGAAGUGCCUUAAGUAGAUUCUUAAAUUUACUUUUCUAGUAUUGAUUUAAAUAUUAUUUGUUAUGCAUUUUAAAAUACUAUUCAAAAUUAUACAUUGUAGUGGCAGAGAUAAACAAAUGUCUGGCUGUUUGCUUUUUGAUCAUAUCAAUAAACUUCUACAAUCUAAA